This is a messenger RNA of Condylura cristata (star-nosed mole), 4191 nucleotides long. RefSeq names its product inter-alpha-trypsin inhibitor heavy chain 2 (gene ITIH2). The record is from RefSeq and is a predicted model, not a curated record. NCBI's taxonomy places the organism in Eukaryota, Metazoa, Chordata, Mammalia, Eulipotyphla, Talpidae. Gene Ontology annotation, molecular function: serine-type endopeptidase inhibitor activity. Gene Ontology annotation, biological process: hyaluronan metabolic process. The coding region runs from base 76 to 2925 and encodes 949 amino acids. The transcript is spliced from 21 exons.
UUCUGUUGUUCCUUUGAACUUGGUUCAGUGAAGAGUGGAUUCUCCCCUAAGCCCGCGCUGGGGAGCUUGGCAGAGAUGCCCAGCAAAAUGAAACGACUCACGUGCUGUCUCAUCUGGUUUUUUCUUUCAGAAUCGCAAGGUUUUGAAAUCCCCACCAGUGGACUUCCAGAAUUUACAGAAUAUGAAGAUUUUGUGGAACUGGCCCCUGGCAAAUUUCAGUUUGUACCAGAGAUCCGGAGAUAUCAGAGAAGCAUUUCUGGAGAAUCUGGGGAAGUGAUGAAAGAUGCUGAUCAAGUAACAAUUUAUAGCUAUAAAGUCCAGUCCACUAUUACUUCUCGAAUGGCCAACACCAUCAUCCAGACCAAAGUGGUAAACAACUCCCCACGGCCUCAGAAUGUUGUGUUUGAUGUUCAGAUUCCCAAAGGAGCUUUCAUCUCCAACUUUUCCAUGACUGUAGAUGGCAUGACAUUUUCCAGUUCCAUCAAGGAGAAAACCGUGGGACGAGUACUCUACUCACAGGCCAGAGCAAAAGGCAAAACAGCCGGGUUGGUGAGGAGCAGGGCUCUUGACAUGGAAAACUUCAAAACAGAAGUAAAUGUCCUCCCUGGAGCAAAGGUACAAUUUGAACUUCAUUACCAGGAAGUAAAGUGGAGGAAGCUGGGAUCCUAUGAACACAGGCUUCAUCUGCAGCCAGGAAGGCUGGCCAAGCACUUGGAGGUUGAUGUGUGGAUUAUUGAACCUCAAGGAAUAAAAUUUCUUCAUGUCCCUGACACAUUUGAUGGCCAUUUUGAUGGGGUUCCAGUGAUAUCAAAAGGAAAGCAGAAGGCACACAUCUCCUUCAAGCCCACAGUGGCACAGCAAAGGAAAUGCUCUAACUGCUCUGAGACAGCCGUGGACAGAGAGCUAGUGGUGGUAUACGAUGUGGCCAGAGAAGAGAAAGCUGGUGAGCUCGAGGUAUUUAAUGGAUAUUUUGUCCAUUUUUUUGCUCCUGAAAACAUGGAUCCAAUUCCCAAAAACAUCCUCUUUGUCAUUGAUGUUAGUGGCUCAAUGUGGGGAAUAAAGAUGAAACAAACAGUGGAAGCCAUGAAGACCAUCUUGGAUGAUCUAAGACCUGAUGAUCAAUUCUCCGUGGUUGAUUUUAACCACAAUGUUCGAACCUGGAGAAAUGAUUUAGUCUCAGCUACUAAAGCACAAAUUGCAGAUGCCAAGAAGUAUAUUGAGAAAAUCCAGCCCAGUGGAGGCACAAAUAUCAAUGAAGCACUUCUGCGGGCCAUCUUUAUUUUGAACGAAGCCAGUAACUUGGGAUUACUGGAUCCCAACUCAGUCUCUCUGAUCAUUUUGGUUUCUGAUGGUGACCCCACAGUAGGUGAACUAAAAUUAUCAAAAAUACAGAAAAAUGUGAAGCAAAAUAUACGUGACAAUAUCUCCUUGUUCAGUUUGGGGAUAGGGUUUGAUGUUGAUUAUGAUUUUUUGAAGAGACUGUCCAAUGAUAACCGUGGAAUUGCUCAAAGGAUUUAUGGAAAUCAGGAGACUUCUUCCCAGCUCAAGAAAUUCUACAACCAGGUCUCUACUCCAUUGCUCCGGAAUGUUCAGUUCAACUACCCCCAUACAUCAGUAACGGAUGUCACACAAAACAGCUUCCACAACUACUUUAAAGGUUCAGAGAUCGUGGUAGCAGGAAAAUUUGACCCUGAAAAAUUGGAACAAAUACAGAGCAUUAUCACAGCCACUUCGGCUAAUACGGAGUUAGUCUUAGAAACUCUGGGCCAAAUGGAUGACUUGGAGGAUUUCUUAUCAAAAGAAAAGCAUGCAGAUCCUGAUUUUACCAAGAAACUGUGGGCUUAUCUGACAAUCAACCAACUUCUAGCUGAGCGAAGCCUGGCUCCUACCGCUGCUGACAAAAGGAAAAUUACAAGAACAAUCUUGCAAAUGUCUCUGGAACAUCACAUAGUAACCCCGCUCACAGCGAUGGUGAUUGAGAAUGAUGCUGGGGAUGAGCGCAUGUUGGCUGACUCCCCACCACAAGACCACUCGUGCUGCUCAGGUGCCCUAUAUUAUGGCAGCAAAGUUGCUCCAAGUUCAGUCCCAUCUUGGGUCAACCCUUCACCAAUGCCAAUGGCCCCAAUGCCUGCACAAAGCGCUCCUGUGCUUGAGAUGACUCCUCCACAUGUGAUGAGAGUUGAAAAUGAUCCACACUUCAUCAUUUUCCUACCAAAAAGUCAAAAAAAUAUUUGUUUCAAUAUUGAUUCAGAACCUGGAAAAAUCCUCAACCUUGUUUCUGAUCCAGAAUCAGGGAUUUUGAUCAAUGGUCAGCUCGUUGGUGCCAAGAAACCUGAGAAUGAAAAACUAAGAACCUAUUUUGGAAAACUGGGAUUUUAUUUCCGAAGCGAAGACAUGAAAAUAGAAAUCAGCACCAAGACCAUCACCCUGAGCCAUGGCCCUCGAGUGUCCAUACUGUCUUGGGCUGACACUGCUCGUGUCCUUUUUCAGAGGGUGCUUGUUUCAGUGAAGAAGGAGAAAAGUGUGACUAUCACCCUGGCUAAAGAAAUGUCCUUCUCCAUUUUACUUCAUCGUGUUUGGAAGAAGCAUCCAAUCAAUGUAGACUUUCUGGGGAUCUACAUUCCUCCCACAAAUAAGUUUUCACCUAAUGCACAUGGACUCAUAGGCCAGUUUAUGCAUGAACCAAAGAUACGUAUCUUUAAUGAGCGACCUGGAAAGGACCCUGCAAAGCCAGAGGCGAGCAUGGAGGUGAAAGGACACAAGGUGAUCGUCACCAGAGGCUUACAGAAAGACUACCGAACGGACAUUGUGUUUGGAACAGAUGUCCCCUGUUGGUUUGUGCACAAUAGUGGAAAAGGUUUCAUCGAUGGACAUUACAAGGAUUAUUUUGUGCCUCAGCUCUAUAGCUUCCUCCAAUGGCCCUAAAGGUUUACAUGUCUGGAAAUUAUGUGUAUAAAUAUACGUAUCUUUCCCUGCCGCUUUUAUAAUCAUUCUUCAGUUCAAGUAAUUAAAAACCAGCUAUCAUGGUGGUUCAUAGAUCUUGUUAACACAUCUGAGAAAAAUAAAUAUUGCAAAGACAUUUUAGGGUUUUGCUGUUUUCAGAUGCUAAAGUAUGUUCAUCGAAGCAAUGCAAAGGAAAACUACUUUCGACAGUCAAGGUGGCAUCCUGACAGAACCCUGAAUUUGGCAUUUACCAUAAUGAUUUCACUAUUGCUGAGAGUCCGGUCCUCAGCCUUAUAGAUUAUGUACAUUUUUAUGUUGGUUACUUGGGGAAAUUCAAUUAAGAAAAGGUUAUCUGGUCCUCCUCAUUUGUCAACCAAUUCAACCACUGUCCUUUUCCUCAAAAAAAGAAAAGGUGAUUUGGUGAACAUGAAAUAAAAAUAGAGGACAUUACUUGAUCUCAAUCGUUUCAGAGCUGUACACACUAUACACACACGCGCGCGUGCACACACACACAGCCUGUCACCCUCAGGCAGGACAGCCUUGCCCCAGUACCUAUAAUGGCCCAGUAUGUGUCGUCAAGAUUCUACCCAUGACAUUGGCCUUGAAGGCCCUCAUUGGGCAGAGUUCACCAAAGAAACAGAACCAAUAGGAGACAUAUACAUAUAUAUAAUUAUAUGCAUAGCUUGCCCAUGAACAACCUCAAUUUGUUCAACAAUGUUUCAUUAUGUUGAUGAGAAAAAUACUGAUUCUCUACCAUACUACCAUCCAUUCGGAUCUGCACGUUCUCCCCAAGUCUGCUGGGCUUUUUGUCUUGGAAUUCUGGUUUCCUCCAACAUCCCAGAGCUGUGCACAUGAGGUUUUUUGGUUUGUCUCAAGUGUUCCUCAGUAAAUGUGGGUUUAUGCAUGGUGUGUACUACAAAAGGCAUCCUGUUCAGGGUUGGGUUCUACCUUACACCCUUAGCUCCUGGGGGAGGCUCCGGGCACCCUUUGUUAUUUGUACUGUUACUGCUCCUUGGUGAAAAUUUAAACUUUACAACUUCUACUUUCAAGUAUGUAAGUUUAGUUUGAUUCUUAGUACUUCAGUAGUUUUAAAAGCCAUGAACAACUUUGGAGUUGGGAGCAAGAGUAACAUCAAAAGAAACUAGAUUUAAAAUUAAACUCAUUACAAUUAUCAAAGCUUUUAUUAAUAGCUGGUGUUUUCAAAAUUCUUUGCCUAUAAAAAUUUUAUUUUGUUUGUAUACAUACCUG